Messenger RNA from Sciurus carolinensis (gray squirrel), 992 nucleotides. RefSeq names its product SWIM-type zinc finger 7 associated protein 1 (gene Swsap1). The record is from RefSeq and is a predicted model, not a curated record. Gene Ontology annotation, cellular component: Shu complex. Bases 1 to 750 code for a protein of 249 amino acids. Gene Ontology annotation, molecular function: single-stranded DNA binding. The transcript is spliced from 2 exons. NCBI's taxonomy places the organism in Eukaryota, Metazoa, Chordata, Mammalia, Rodentia, Sciuridae. Gene Ontology annotation, biological process: double-strand break repair via homologous recombination.
AUGGCGGAGACGCUGAGGCGGGUGCUAAGCGGCUACAGCGCGGUCGAAACCCGGGAAGACACGGUUGAGGCGGGGCCGCCUUUGCUGCUACUCGGUGCUCCAGGCUCCGGUAAAACAGCGCUGCUAUUUGCGGCGGCCUUGGAGGCGGCAGGAGAGGGCCGAGGCCCUGUCCUCUUCCUGACUCGUAGGCCUCUUCAAAGCCUGCCCCGCAGCACGGGUGCAGCCCUCGACCCUUUGCGGCUCCAGAAGAUUCGCUUCCAGUACCCACCCUCAACCCGAGAGCUUCUCCGGCUCCUGUGCUCUGCCCAUGAGGCCCCAGGACCUGCCCCCUCCCUACUGCUGCUUGAUGGUCUGGAGGAGUAUCUAGCAGAAGACCCUGGGCCCCAGGAAGCCGCCUACCUGGCUGCCUUGCUUCUGGAUACUGUUGCCUACUUCAGCCACCGAGGUGGACCCAACCGGGACUGUGGGCUCAUGGUGGCCCUCCAGACUCAGGAGGAAGGAGACAGUGGGGAAGCCCUGCAGCUGGCACUGCUCCAGCGGUAUUUCCCUGCCCAGUGCUGGCUGCAGCCAGAUGCACCAGGCCCAGGAAAGUGCCGCAUCCGAGCCUGCCUUGAGCCAAGUGGGCUGGGCCCCAGGACAGAGUGGUGUGUGACUUUCCAACUAGAUGGAGAGAUGAAGAUAACCCGGUGGCCCACCCAGGCUUAUGACCCCAGCUCAGUUAAGAGUUCAAGCCCUGGAGGCCAGCCCUGAGCUUGGUGCAUGACAGCCUCUCUGCCUCAGUUUCCAAAGACUAGAAUACUUGCCUCAGGGACAUGUGCAGAUUCAAGACCUAAAGUGCUCUUUCUCUUUAAAAAUUAGCAUUAUAAGGGUUGGGGGGUGGCUCAGUGGUAGCAUGUGUGAGACCCUGGUUCUAAUCCCCAAUACUGUAAACAAACAAAAACACCCUAUUAUCAUGUACAUAUUAUGCCCAAUCAGUUGAUUUUUUUUUUUUU